Molecule: messenger RNA, 2142 nt
Organism: Vombatus ursinus (common wombat)
Lineage: Eukaryota; Metazoa; Chordata; Mammalia; Diprotodontia; Vombatidae
Product: guanylate-binding protein 1-like
Exons: 11
Coding region: 217-1980 (587 amino acids)
Molecular function (GO): GTPase activity; GTP binding
Source: RefSeq, a predicted model, not a curated record
GAUUUUUUUUUUUGGCUGCUCAACAUUCCUUUAAAAACUAGAAGCCCUCAGUUCAGUGAUCAGAGAGCUUUAGGUUAACAAACUGACCAAGAAGAGUCAGAGUCAGGGAAUUAAGAGAAAAAACAAACAAUCAAAAGCAAAGGAGUCAGAAAACCUACGAAACACAGAAGACACAGAGACUGUGAAGUGAAGACGUGGUAACACUCCACCUCCAACAUGGACAGUGGCCUUUUGAUGCCAGCCCCAGUCUGCCUAAUUGAAAACAGUAAUGGGCAAUUCAGGGUGAACCAGGAAGCACUGAAGGUCCUUACUACAAUUACCCAGCCUGUGGUGGUGGUGGCGAUCGUGGGACUCUAUCGCACUGGAAAAUCCUACCUGAUGAACAAGCUGGCAAGGCAGAAAACUGGUUUCUCCCUUGGUUCCACAGUGCAGUCUCACACCAAGGGCAUCUGGAUGUGGUGUGUUCCUCAUCCCAAGAAACCAAAUCACACCCUCAUUCUUCUGGACACUGAGGGGCUGGGUGAUGUGGAGAAGGGUGACAAUAAGAAUGACACGUGGAUCUUUGCCCUGGCAGUGCUACUGAGCAGCACCUUUGUCUAUAACAGCAUGGGCACCAUCAACCAGCAGGCCAUGGACCAGCUGCACUAUGUGACAGAACUGACAGAUAAAAUCAAGACAAAAUCUUCCCCCAGCACUGAGCAGAUGAAUGAUUCCAUGGAAUUUGCGAGCCUUUUUCCAGACUUUGUGUGGACUGUGCGUGAUUUCACCUUGCAGUUGGAAAUUGAUGGGCAGCCUGUCACCUCUAAUCAGUACCUGGAGAAUGCCCUGAAACUGAAGAAAGGUACCGGUGAAGAAGCCAGAAUAUGUAUCCGGAAGUUCUUUCUAAACAGGAAAUGCUUCAUCUUUGUCCCACCUGCUCACACAAAUAAGCUCAAACAGCUUGAGGAACUUCAUGAUGAUGAACUUGAUGUUGACUUUGUGGAAAAUACUAAAAACUUUUGUGAUUACAUCUUCAAUGACGCUAAGGCCAAGACUCUCCCAGGAGGUGGCACGAUCAAUGGGCCCCGUCUAGGAAAACUGGUCCUGAACUAUGUUGAGGCCAUCACUAGUGGAGAUAUUCCCUGUGUGGAGAAUGCAGUCUUGGCACUGGCUCAGCUAGAGAACUCGGCUGCAGUUCAAAGGUCCCUAACAUUGUAUGAAGAGAUGAUGAGACAGAAGGUCCACUUCCCCACAGAAACCCUUCAAGAACUGUUGGACGCACACGUCAUCUGUAAGAGUGAAGCCACUAAAUCCUUCAUCAAGGACUCUUUCAAGGAUGUGAACCAGGAAUUCCAAACAACACUGGAGAUUCAGCUAGAAGCCAAGCUAGAUGACUUCCAUAAACAUAAUGAAAGAGAGUCCCUAGACCGGUGCACUGCUUUGCUUCAGGAUCUUUUCAGUCCUCUGGAGGAAGCAGUGAAGCAGAACACCUUCUCCAAACCAGGGGGCUAUGGCAUGUUUCUUCAGAAGAAGCAAGAGCUCAUAAAUAAGUACCACCAGCACCCCAAGAAGGGGAUACAGGCAGACAAGACUUUGGAAGAAUACUUGAAGUCAAAGGAAACUGUAGCUGAUGCAAUUAACCAGGCAGACAAAAUGCUCACUGCAAAAGAAGAAGAGAUGAAAGAGCAACAGAGGAAAGCACAAGCUGCAGCAGAUGCUGCAAGAGAGUUGGAAAUACAGCGAAGAAGGCAGGAGCAGAUAAUGCUGGAAAAUGAAAAGCGACAGCAAGAGCAACAAAGGCAAAUGGCUGCCAAUAUGGAAGCCCAGAGGAGGCAGAUGUUGGCAGAGCAAGAGAGAGAACAGGCUAGGAGACUACAGGAACAAGCACGAUUUCUCCAGGAACAGCAAAGGAGGGAGAUUGCUGAACAACAAUGCCGGAUCCAGAAUUUGGAGGCCCAAUAUCAUAACCUUAACUCACAUGAUAACUGUAUUAUAUUGUGAAGACAAGAGCUUCACGUCUCACUCACCCACAGCUACAGUAUCAUUUAAAUGACAAAUAUUUUUCCUUGGGACAGUGCACAAGAGACCCAGCUUGCUGAAAUAAGAAUGGAAUUAUACAAUUGUAUGAUUAAAGGUAUCUCAGAAAGCAUUUGUCAAACCUGA